Daktulosphaira vitifoliae (grape phylloxera) is the source of this 2812-nucleotide messenger RNA. Its product is annotated as E3 ubiquitin-protein ligase COP1-like. NCBI's taxonomy places the organism in Eukaryota, Metazoa, Arthropoda, Insecta, Hemiptera, Phylloxeridae. Gene Ontology annotation, cellular component: cytoplasm. Gene Ontology annotation, biological process: proteasome-mediated ubiquitin-dependent protein catabolic process. Bases 498 to 2411 code for a protein of 637 amino acids. The transcript is spliced from 3 exons. Gene Ontology annotation, molecular function: protein binding; ubiquitin protein ligase activity; metalloaminopeptidase activity. The record is from RefSeq and is a predicted model, not a curated record.
UAAAUGAUAACAUCCAUCAGUUUGUUAGCUAACAAAAAAAUCGUACGUUACUUUAAAGCGUUUUUAAUGCACAUUUUUGAAUUAAUUUUUCUUAAAAAUAAAAUUAUUUUUUCGUCGUCUAUAUUUUAAAACUAUUAUAAAUUAUUACUUUCGCCAACCGACAUUUGUUCGGAUGUGCGUUUCAUGGCAUUAAGCACAAUGUAUACUUAUCGUUCUACACAGUUUUUGACACACCUAAGAAAUCCUCUUCUUAGAAUUGCCAUCGACUAUAACUGUCGUCAGUGUUCCACCAACAGUUAUAAGAAAGGUGUUGUUAUUGGUGUUUAUGUAGAUGACGAGGGUAAAAACAUAAAACUGACACCAUCAGCUGAAAAAAUCAAUCAAGAAAGUAACAAUGUCAUUGUUAAAGCCUUAAAAAUUUUUCAACAAAAUAAAAUGUUUUAAAAGUAAAGAAGUAUAUUUAUAAAAAGUAAGCACAAACAUACAUGUGUUAAGAUAUGUCUGAUAUGACUGAAGAACAGAAUCCAAUUACACGCCCUGUCAAACGGCAACAUCUAGCGUCAUCUGCUUCAAAUGAGUAUUCUUCUACUAAAAUUGCUUCAGAUUAUUGCUGUCCCAUUUGUUAUGAGCUAGUUGAUGAGGCACAUAUCACAAAAUGUGGUCAUUCUUUUUGCUACAGCUGUAUAUCUACAUCACUAGAAUCAAAGACAACUUGCCCAAAAUGUGGUCAUAACUUAUCAGGAGGUCUUAGAGAUGUAUUCCCUAAUUUUGCUCUUGAUAAGUUAGUGACUAAAUUUAAAUUACAAAAUCCACGCCGUAAGAUGGAUUCGUGUAAAACUGGUAUUGUUUCUGGUCUUCGAGGUUUUGUUACUGCAGAAUCAAAAAAAUUAACUCUCACUGAUGUUGAUGCUAUGUUAGAGCUUUUGACUAAACGAAAACGAAAACUUGAAGCAGAAUCAGCUCUUGCUCAAAAUCGGCUACUUCAUGAAUUUUUAGAAAAGUUGCUUUGUGAAAAAGAAACUCAAAUGAAGCGUAUUGGUCGUCAAGUAGAAAUUGUUAAAAGAGAUGUUGAAGUUGUUGAAAAAUUAUUAAAAGAUUGGGAAGCUAAAAGAUCUUCAACACCAGAUUUAGAGUCUUCAAAAUCAAAUGAUAAAAAUCAUUUUCAAAACGAGAAUUUAAUUAGUAGUUUAAAUACUGGUGGCUGUGGUAAUAUUCAACGUCGAAGAAUGUGUACCCACUUUGAUGAUUUUGUUGAUUGUUAUUUUUCUCUCAGAGCAAAAGAAUUAGUAUUUGGUAAAACAUUAGCAGAACCAAUCAACAUUAAUGUAGAACCAGUUAAUAUUGAAGAAGACCCUGAUAACAGUCUAGAUGCAUUUCGAGAAAACUUAGUCAAAUUUUCUCGAUAUAACUCUUUGAGACCUAUAGCCACAUUAAAUUAUGGUACUGACAUGUUUAAUAAUUCUACAAUAGUUUCAAGUAUUGAAUUUGAUAAAGAUGAUGAGUAUUUUGCUAUAGCUGGUGUCACAAAACGAAUUAAGGUUUUUGAUUAUGAUUGUGUUUUGCGUGACGCUGUAGAUAUUCAUUAUCCUUGUGUAGAAAUGGUGUCUGCAUCAAAAAUAUCAUGUAUUAGUUGGAAUUCAUUUCGAAAAAAUACCAUAGCUAGUAGUGACUAUGAAGGUGCAGUUUCUAUUUGGGAUGCAGGUACUGGCCAACGAACAAGAGUAUUCAGAGAACAUGAAAAACGAUGUUGGAGUGUAGACUUCAAUAAAGCUGAUGCUGGUCUCAUGGCUUCUGGAUCAGAUGAUGCACGAGUAAAGUUAUGGACAUUGAAUCAAGAUCGAUCUGUUGCUUGUCUUGAAGCAAAAGCAAAUGUUUGUUGUGUUAAAUUUAAUCCAGAUAGCUCAUCGCACCUAGCAUUUGGCUCAGCUGAUCAUUGUGUUCAUUAUUAUGAUUUACGGCAUCCAAAACGUGCAUUAGCUACAUUUAAAGGACAUAAAAAAGCGGUAUCAUAUGUUAAGUUCCUAAAUGGUAGAGAGAUGGUUUCUGCUUCAACUGACAGCCAAUUAAAAUUGUGGAAUGUUGAUGAUGCAGCAGAAGGUUGUCUUCGUUCAUUUGUAGGUCACACUAAUGAAAAAAAUUUUGUCGGUUUAGCCACAGAUGGUGAUUAUAUAGCUUGUGGUUCAGAAAACAACUCUCUAUAUGUGUACUAUAAAGGAUUGCAAAAGAGACUGUUUACAUUUAAGUUUGAACCAUCCACAUCAAUUUUAUCAAGUGAAGCUGAAGAAGUAAAAGAUAAAAGAAAAGAUGAUGAUGUUAAUGAGUUUGUUUCUGCUGUGUGUUGGCGUCAAACAUCUAACAUAAUUAUGGCUGCUAAUAGUCAAGGAAUAAUUAAAGUAUUAGAAUUGAUUUAAUUUUUUUAAUAUUGAUUAAUUUUGUAGAUUUUCAUAAUAGUUCAAUUUUUACAAUAUUUUUUUUCUAGUUGUAAUCAAUGUAAGUGUAAUUCUUUUUGUAUGCAAUAUUAUUUAAACUGGUGUGAUAUUUGUGUUAUAUUUUUUAUUAUAAUAUUAAGUGUAGAUGUAUAAACUCUGUAUAUUAUUAUUAUGUUAUUAUAUUUUACUAUUAAGAGUUAGUUAAAUAUCAAAUGUUACAGUAACUAUGUGCUUCCCUGACCUCGAAAUUAUUGGAAAAUUCCUAUUUGUUUUUCCUAGACAUUUAUAAACUCAAGAGUUUAUAAAUUAGAAUUGCUUUUGAAUUAUAAGAAGUUUCUUGUUAAAUAUUACUGUAAUUAAAUAAUGCAAUUGAAAAUAAAUUA